Molecule: messenger RNA, 2042 nt
Organism: Triplophysa dalaica
Lineage: Eukaryota; Metazoa; Chordata; Actinopteri; Cypriniformes; Nemacheilidae
Product: myelin-associated glycoprotein-like
Exons: 10
Coding region: 57-1571 (504 amino acids)
Source: RefSeq, a predicted model, not a curated record
AACACAGCCAGUGUUUAAAGCCACACAUAAGGGUUGGCCUAUCUGUUAAAGAAAAGAUGGUGGUUUUCCAGUUCUGUUUAUUUGCAUGUUUUCUCUACCUCAGAGCAUAUUCUGCAAGUGAUGAUAAUUGGGAUGCCACAGUACCAAAGUCAGUAGUGGGUCUGUCUGGCUCAUGUGUGGUGAUCCCCUGUACGUACAACUAUCCAUCAAAUGGAAAGACAUACACAGACUUUACAGGAAUCUGGUACAAAGGUGACUCUGAUAUAAUCUACCAUAAAGACACUUCCAAAAUCAUCAGCAAAUUCAAGAAUCGCACCAGCCUUAUUGGUUCCUUGAAUCAGAAAAACUGCACUUUGAAAAUUAGCUCUUUACAACACGAUGACCAAGGACAAUACAUGUUCCGGAUUGAGAUUAAAGAUCUGGACAUGUACUCAUACCAACGAAGAAAUGUUUCUAUAACUGUGAAAGAUUCACCCGAGCUUCCCAGCAUCUCUGUGGAAGGGGAAGUGACAUCACAGAAGGAAGUGACCGCUACCUGUGUUGUGUCACAUUCCUGUCCGUCUGACCCGCCGCGUCUCACCUGGAGCCACAAAGGCAAAACCACAAGUGACUCACAACCACAAGUGGACGGCCAAUUGAAGUUAAUAUCAUAUCUGACUUUCACACCAUCCAGAGAAGACCAUAAUAAACCUCUCAGCUGCUCUGCAGUAUUUCCUCCGUCAAAAACAGUGUCCAACAACAAAAAGCUCAAAUUUAAAUAUCGUCCAUUUAAUGUGAAUGUACGGAGUUCACCGGUGAAGGAAAAUGAGUCUAUCGGACUGACCUGCUUCACUGAUAGUAAUCCUCCUGCUCAUAGCUUCCAGUGGUUCGGCUCAACAGGAUCUCCGUUGGCAAAUGGAAGCACCUAUAGAAUGAAUCAUGUGACCCGUUAUACUGAAGCCAUUUCCUGCACCGCCACCAACACAGAGGGAAAAAACAGUUCAGGUCCUCAGAGGAUUAAUGUCUUGUAUCCUCCUGAGAUUAAAAGUGGGUCUUCCUGUGUAUCAGAGACUUUUAUAGUCUGUGUCUGUAUUGUGGACUCAAGCCCUCCCAGUGAAGUCAAGUGGCUCGGUCCCUCGAGUACUUUCCCCAGCUCUGGUGUUGAACAAAAUGGGUCUCUUACCAUAUUCACCCUUCAGGGAUGGCUGGGAUUCCCUGAAACAGUCAAUUGCUCUGCCAGUAACAGUGAAGGAAACUCUGUCAUGACUCUGUCAGUGCCGCAUAAUGGUUUAAUAAUAUAUCUGGUUGUUACUUCUGUUGUUGUUGUUGUUAUUGUAGUGGUCAUUUCAGCGUGUGUAGCCAAGAGACACUGUGGACGAAGACCUGCACAAAGUGUACUGGAUGUGAAGAAUGACCACAAUGAACUGAAGACAACCCCAAAGUCAGACACAUCCAGCCAAGAACAACAAAACGUUGACUUAUACACAAAUUAUGAAGAAAUAGACCAACCUGUUUAUAAGAAUUUUGAGUGUGAUGAUGGAAACCCGUCAUGUGAGCAAGAUGAAGAUGAAGCGAUCUACGCUAACACCUAAAAUAAACAAGCGUUAUAACUCUUAUAUAGAUCAUAUUCAAAUGACCGUUUUGAUGGCAUUAUAGUUUAAUUUUACUGGUCUAUCUAGCAGAAAAAAAGAUAUAUAAUGCUUGCUAAGUAAUAUUGCAAUAAUUUAUUCAUAUUGUCCUAAAAGCAUGUUUGAUGUCUAUAAUGUGUAAACAAGGCCCCCUUGUGGUCACUGGAGGAAAGGUUUGGCAAGGCUGUGACCUAAAGCUGCUGCAAACCUUUGGAUGCCUUUAGUCACAACGUAAUUUCUGCAGUUACAAUUGUGUUGUUCUGAAGUUUGAUGAGUUAACUAUUAUUGUCAAAUGUAUAUAUAUUAUAAAAGAAUGUGUUGUAGUUUACUUAUGACUUGAAUGAGUAUGGCUCACCAGUUUGGGGUAUAUACAUUACUAUUCUAAACAUCACUGUGAACAUUUUCAAAAACUUUAAUUCAUCACAGAUUGAUCUG